This is a messenger RNA of Silurus meridionalis, 4652 nucleotides long. RefSeq names its product NACHT, LRR and PYD domains-containing protein 12-like. The transcript has 21 exons. The record is from RefSeq and is a predicted model, not a curated record. Gene Ontology annotation, molecular function: protein binding. NCBI's taxonomy places the organism in Eukaryota, Metazoa, Chordata, Actinopteri, Siluriformes, Siluridae. Gene Ontology annotation, biological process: regulation of apoptotic process; inflammatory response; innate immune response. Bases 1 to 4092 code for a protein of 1363 amino acids.
AUGAAGAGUGAUCGGUCUAUGGCUCCUCCUUACAACUUCAGAACUGGAAUCUCCUCACCUGUACACAGUGUUCUACAGAAGGCAGGAGACAGAAGAGAGAAGAACAUCAUCACAGCUACAGGACACGACCCAGAAUCCACUGCUGCAGAUGAAUUCCAGAAGAAGUUCAAGAACAAUCUGAUGAAGAAGUUUCAGUGUUUGAAUGGAUUGAUGCUAAAGCAGGAAAACCGAACACUCCUGAAUGAGAUCUACACAGAGCUCUACAUCACAGAGGGAGACAGUGGAGACGUCAAUAAAGAACAUGAGGUGAAACAGAUCGAGGCAGCAUCAAGGAGGAACCCAACUGAGGACACACCAAUCAAAUGCAGUGACAUCUUUAAACCCCUAAAUGAACAAGACAAACCCAUCAGGAGAGUUCUGACAAAACCCUUAUCCAAACAAGAUGAAGAACCCAUCAGGAACGUUCUGACUAAGGGUGUAGCUGGAAUUGGAAAAACAGUCAAUGUGCAGAAGUUUGUUCUGGACUGGGCUGAAGGGAAAACAAAUCAGGACGUCCACCUCAUAUUCCCAUUUCCUUUCAGAGAGCUGAAUUUGAUGAAGGAGCAGAAACUGAGUCUGGUGGAGCUCCUUCAUGUGUUUUUUAAGGAGAUGAAAGAAAUAGACAUUUCCAGGUUGGAGAAGGUUUUGUUCAUUUUUGAUGGUUUGGAUGAGUGUCGUUUUCCUCUGGAUUUCCAGAAGACAGUGAGAGUGUGUGAUGUAACUGAAUCAGCACCAGUGCAUGUGCUGCUGAUAAACCUGAUCAAAGGGAACCUGCUUCCCUCUGCUCUCAUCUGGAUCACCUCCAGACCAGCAGCAGCUGAUCAAAUCCCGUCUGAGUGUGUCCAUCGAGUCACAGAGGUACGAGGGUUCAAUGACCCUCAGAAGGAGGAGUACUUCAGGAAGAGGAUCAGUGAUCAGAACCUGGCCAAUAAGAUCAUCACACACCUGAAGUCAUUAAGAAGCCUCUACAUCAUGUGCCACAUCCCAGUGUUCUGCUGGAUUUCAGCUGCUGUUCUAGAGAGAAUGUUGGGUGAAGCAGAGAGUGGAGAGAUCCCCAAGACUCUGACUCAAAUGUACACACACUUCCUCAUCAUUCAGACCAACAUCAUAAGAGAGAAGUACCUACAGAAGCAGGAGAGCGAUGAAGAAAUGCUUCUCAAACUGGGGAAACUGGCUUUCCAGCAGCUGGAGAAACAAAACCUGAUCUUCUAUGAGGAAGACCUGAGAGAGUGUGACAUUGAUGUGACAGAAGCAGCAGUGUAUUCAGGUGUGUGUACGCAGAUCUUCAGAGAGGAGUUUGGGCUUCACCAGAGUAAAGUGUACUGCUUUGUUCAUCUGAGCAUUCAGGAACAUCUCGCAGCUCUGUAUCUAGCACACUGUUAUUUUAACAAACAGGUUGAAGUGAUAAAACAGUUCCAGCCCACUAAAUGGAGAAAUGUUCUUAAACAGAAUCAGGACUGUAGGACACUUUCAGAUGUACACAGGAGUGCUGUAGAUCAGUCUUUAAAAAGUCAGACUGGACAUCUGGAUCUUUUCCUCCGCUUUCUUCUGGGUCUCUCACUCGAGUCCAAUCAGAAACUUCUACAUUCCUUAGUAACACAGACAGGAAGUAGCUCCCAGAACAAAGAGAAAACAGUUCAGUACAUCAAGAAGAAGAUCAAUAAAGAUCUUUCUACAGAGAAAUCCAUCAAUCUGCUCCACUGUCUGAAUGAACUGGGUGAUGAUUCUCUAGUGGAGGAAAUCCAGCAGUAUCUGAAAUCUGAAGCACAAAGUGAACUUUCUCCUUCACAGUGGUCUGCUCUGGUGUUUGUGUUAAUGACAUCAGCACAGGAUCUGGAGGAAUUUGACCUGAAUAAAUACAUCACUCCAGAAAAGAUCAGAGAUAAGAUUCUUGUGAGAGUGAUGCCUGUGAUUGCAGCAUCCAGAAAAGCAAUUAUCAGAUGCAGUGAAAUUACAAAGAGAAGCUCUGUAGAAGCUCUGACCUCAGUGCUCAACUCAGAAACCUCCAGUCUGAGAGAACUGCAUCUGACUGUCAAUACACUGGAUCUGACCUGGAAUAAACUAGAAGACUCAGGAGUGAAGCGUCUCUCUGCUCUACUGGAGAAUCCUGAGUGUAAAGUGAAAGAUCUGAGGUUGGAGCGUUGUGGAGUAUCAGAUGAAGGCUGUGCUGCUCUCGCUUCAGCUCUGAGAUCAAACCCCUCACACCUGAGAGAAUUGGAUCUGUCUGAGAAUAAAUUAGGAGACUCAGGAGUGAAGUUUCUCUCUGCUGUACUGGAUAAUCCUCAGUGUAAACUGGAGUUACUGGGGUUGGAUGAUUGUGGAGUAUCAGAUGAAGGCUGUGCUGCUCUCGCUUCAGCUCUGAGAUCAAACCCCUCACACCUGAGAGAACUGGAUCUGUCUCUGAAUAAAGUAGGAUACUCAGGAGUGAAGUGUCUCUCUGCUGUACUGGAGAAUCCUCACUGUAAACUGGAGAAACUGUGGUUGCGUGAUUGUGGAGUAUCAGAUAAAGGUUGUGUUGCUCUCACUUCAGCUCUGAGAUCAAACCCCUCACACCUGAGAGAUCUGAAUCUGUCUUGGAAUAAAGUAGGAGACUCAGGAGUGAAGUGUCUCUCUGCUGUACUGGAGAAUCCUCACUGUAAACUGGAGAUACUGAGGUUGUAUGAUUGUGGAGUAUCAGAUGAAGGCUGUGCUGCUCUCGCUUCAGCUCUGAGAUCAAACCCCUCCCACCUGAGAAAACUGUAUCUGUCUGUGAAUAAUGUAGGAGACUCAGGAGUGAAGUGUCUCUCUGAUCUGAAGGAUGAUGAACGUUACAAACUACAGACACUGAUGUAUGAAGAUUUACCAGGUACAUCAUCAGAGCAUUUUGAGAAGACAACUGAGGAAUUUGUACAGAUUAGAUCAACAUCUACACAAAGCCCUAACCCUGUACAGGGGCACUCAGGGGAAACAGACGUGUUUACUCCUGAAUUAGGUAAAGACCACCAUGAGGACUGGAACAGUGGAUACAGGUUUCAUUGUUCUCGUGCUGGGCAGUUUCAGUGUAAAUACACCAACCUUGUGUUUGAGAUGAAGGAGAAAGCUGAAGUGUUGUACAGUAUAGUGUCCUGGGGCAGUGUUCAGUUAGACGGCAUGGGACAGAUGCAGCCUGCAGGACCCCUGUACAACAUCAACUGCUCCGAGGGGUCAAUGUGUAAACUGCACCUCCCUCACUGUGAGAUAAAUUCUGAUAAAAAUCAGACUGAACUGGCUGUGGCACAUUUCUCUGAUGGAAAUGUGGAGAUCAUUCAGCCUCUGAAAGUAACAGAGACACAUGUGAUCAUAGACAUAAAAAAUCUCUCUCUCUACGGACUCCUAAUGAAAAUAUUAUUCAAGAACAAACGGAUCAAGGCGCAGGUCCUUCUCUUCUACAAAGAAAUCCCUGGAAGGACAAAGAAGAAAAAGCUGCACAUGCACUUAUUACCCCAAAAUGUUCCAGUUAUAGAGGUGCAGAAGCAAUAUCCGCACAACAUGUACAUUGAGAGCAGUUCCACUUGUCAGCUGGUCCCUAGAAAACCAUACAGGCCACGCUGUGAGCAUUAUAAAUGUCAGCCGCAGACUGAGAUAUUUGAGGUUGACUCUGCCCCCAACUAUCACCCCACAUUUGAGGUGAUACUUCCUGAUGAAGCUGAAGAACUCACACUGGGGCUUUUGGAUAAACAUGACGAGGAGGUGUGGGCGUCUCGCCAGGUCUUUCUUACAGGUUACAAGAGAGAAGAAGCCAAUUCACCCCAAAUGCUGAAAACAGCUGCUGACUUUGUGGAUAAACACAGAGACAUUCUGGUACAGAAAGUUUCUUCAGUAAUGGAGAUUGCAGAUGGUCUCCUAUCCAAGCAAAUGAUUAAUGAUGAACUGUACAGUACAAUCAGUGCAGCAUCUACAUUACAGGAGAAAAUGAGAAUCUUGUACAAAAAAUGCCUCUCCAUCAGAGGUGUCAAAGAAGAAUUUUAUACAAUUCUAAAGGAGAAACAUCCUCACUUAGUGGAUGAGCUGGAGAAUGGGUCAAGCAAUGCUUAGGGGAACCUCAAAGAGAAAGUGGUAGCUCCGUUGUUAAGGUUCUAGCUCACCCAAUAUCACCAUGAUUUAUUCUAGACUUCCUGUCAGCUCCUGUUUCUCCCCACAGAACCGUCGCUCACUCAGUGUUUUUUGUUUUAAUGCACCACUCUGUGUAUCUCUACAGUCUCCAGCAGGAGAUCAGCAGUUUCUGAAAAACUCAAAGCAACCCAUCUGGUACUAAAGACCAUGUUACAGAGAUCAGGCUUUUCUUCAUUCUGAUGUAAAAAUGAUCUGAAGAUCUGGACCAGUAUCUGCAGGAGUUUAUACACUGCAGUGCUGAACUGCAUACAUGUGUAGGUGUACAGGUGUCCCUAAUAAAAUGGCCAGUGUUUUUAUCAUAACUGAUGUACAUAAAUAAAAAUGGACAAUAUCUUUAUAUUAAAAUUAAGCAUCCAAACAUUUAUAAAAUAUUGUCUUGCUUUUGUAUUUUGGAUGUUUUUGCUACUUUUUUAUAAUUUGUUGUCAUUUUUAAAAGCACUGCUAUUAUAUAAAAAAUAUUGGUACUUCAAUAAAAUCGAUUU